AUGAGUGCCUCAGAGAAAAGGAUCAUCACCGUGGUUGGCGGGACUGGAAACAUCGGCAAAGCCGUCGUCGCAGCUCUACAAGAAAGUCAGCUUUUCCAUGUCCGAGUCACCUCGCGCGAUCCCGCGACAGGGAAGGCCAAGGAGUUUGCUGACAGCGGUAUUGAAGUCGUCAAAGCCGACUCCUGGAACCCCAAGGAGCUCGAUGCCGCCUUCAAGGGCUGCUGGGGUCUAUGGGUAAACACCAACUCGGACGACAUCAACUUCAAGAACGAGGUCGGGCCUCCAGAGUCAGAGAUGGGUCGCAUAAUAAUUGACGCUGCCAUCCGCCAAGGCGUUGACCACUUCGUCUUCCAGAACCUGCCCGCUGCGUCCAAAAUCACCAACGGCGAGGUCCCCAUCUUAUCCUUUGACAACAAGGAGACCAUUUCCGACUAUGCCAAGGCUGCUGGCUUCAAGACUACAACCAACGUCAACCUGGGCUGGGUCCUGGAGGUCUUCUGGCUCGACACCUAUGUGGACGCCUUUGGUGGCCUGGCCAAAAAGCCUGACGAGGAAGGUUUCCUCUCGCUCAAGGUCCCACCUAUGGGCAAUGACCCAGAGGUUGUCCCAUGGACCGCCGUCGAGCACGAUUACGGCGACGCUGUUCUCGGCGUGUUUAUCGACCCAGAGCCUUGGGCCGAUAAGACGGUAUGGGCCAUAUCAGACCCUCGCAGCUUCCAGGACCUCGUUGAUGCAUACAACAAGGUCAGCGGAACCAAGCGCGCCCGUCGUGUUAUCCCCGAGGGAGCUCUCAAGACAAAGACCCAAGGCAAGACCAAGGAGGUCAAUGGCCUCUUUGGCUACUGCCAUUGGGUCAAGGGGAACUACUGCGGCAACAAGCCCGUCGACCUGACAGAUAUGAAGACUUUGAAGGCUCUGGGAGCCAAAGCCCGUGGUCGCACCGGCAAAGACGCCGAGUUGCAGACGGUGGAGGAGUUCUGGGCCAUGACAAUACCCCGGUACCAGGACCAAGCAUCUUCAGACCAUAAGCUGUAG
Fusarium keratoplasticum is the source of this 1035-nucleotide messenger RNA. Its product is annotated as NmrA domain-containing protein. The coding region runs from base 1 to 1035 and encodes 344 amino acids. The record is from RefSeq and is a predicted model, not a curated record. The transcript has a single exon. NCBI's taxonomy places the organism in Eukaryota, Fungi, Ascomycota, Sordariomycetes, Hypocreales, Nectriaceae.